GCUAUAAAAAUUCAUGAGCUACCAUCUUAUCUUACAACAACCGCAUCUUCUUCAAUCUCAAUUCUCAAUUUUCAAAUCACACAUUAAUUCAAAUCAAGAAAAAAUUAAUGGAGAACUCAAUGGGGAGACAUGAAACCGAGAUGAAUUUUAAGGCUACGGAAUUAAGGUUGGGAUUACCCGGAGUCGAUGAGAUGGAGAAAGUUCCAUCUAAUUACUCUGUUCUUAGAAGCAACAAGAGAUCUUCACCAGAAACAAGUGAGGUUGAGUCCAUUAACAAGACCAAUUUGAAUACUUCUAAUACCAUAUGUCAUGACCAAGACAAUGCUCCACCUUCAAAUGGUGUAUGCAGGGCACAAGUAGUGGGAUGGCCACCAAUAAGAUCUUAUAGAAAGAAUAGCUUGCAACAAAAGAAAGGGGAAGAAGUUGGGAUGUAUGUGAAAGUGAGCAUGGCUGGUGCACCUUAUUUAAGGAAGAUAGAUCUAAAAGUUUACAAGAGUUACUCAGAACUCUUAAAGGCUUUGGAAAAUAUGUUCAAGUGUACAUUUGGUGAAUAUUCAGAAAGAGAAGGAUACAAUGGAUCUGAAUUUGCUCCAACUUAUGAAGACAAAGAUGGUGAUUGGAUGCUUGUUGGAGAUGUUCCUUGGGAAAUGUUUAUGUCCUCCUGCAAGAGGUUGAGAGUUAUGAAAGGAUCAGAAGCAAAGGGAUUGGGUUGUUUUUGAAACGAAAAAGAUAUCAAAGAAGAAAAGUGAUGCCAUUCGAGAGAUAAAAAGAUUAGAGAAAUAUAGAAACUUCUAUUUUCUUUUAUUCAUUUAUUUUCACAUCAAGUUGGUCUGCUUCUUUAAGUAUACAUUAUGAAUCAUUGAAACAAGAAUGGAAAAUAGAAAUGGAAAGAGAGAAUAAGAAGCAAAUUCUAUUUUAAAUUGUACAGAGGAUAUAUACAUACAUAAUACUAUUUCAUUUUGUCUUAUGUUAUCUAUUUACAUGUAUAAAUAAAUUAUGUAUACAGAGAGAGAGGAUAGAUCCAGAAGACGGAACUUCCAUUCUAUCUCUUUCUUUUUUUUCUCUCUUCAUGUUGCUUGGUUCGUUUGAUCUAUGUUUCUUUUUACUUCAUUUCAAUUGUUGUAUUUUUUUUUUAUAAGCAAUUUCAAGUGUUGUAUUAAACCAUCGUU
Messenger RNA from Cicer arietinum (chickpea), 1169 nucleotides. RefSeq names its product auxin-induced protein 22D-like. The record is from RefSeq and is a predicted model, not a curated record. Gene Ontology annotation, cellular component: nucleus. Gene Ontology annotation, biological process: regulation of DNA-templated transcription. NCBI's taxonomy places the organism in Eukaryota, Viridiplantae, Streptophyta, Magnoliopsida, Fabales, Fabaceae.